Messenger RNA from Helianthus annuus (common sunflower), 944 nucleotides. RefSeq names its product tyrosine-protein phosphatase DSP1-like. Bases 103 to 690 code for a protein of 195 amino acids. Gene Ontology annotation, biological process: protein dephosphorylation. Gene Ontology annotation, molecular function: phosphatase activity. The transcript is spliced from 5 exons. The record is from RefSeq and is a predicted model, not a curated record. NCBI's taxonomy places the organism in Eukaryota, Viridiplantae, Streptophyta, Magnoliopsida, Asterales, Asteraceae. Gene Ontology annotation, cellular component: cytoplasm.
UCCUGGGCUCCCUCAUGUAUUUUCUUUCUAACUGUCGUAGACCAGAAUAUUCAUUUCUUCAUCUUUUCUCUCUCUAGAUCUUAUUUCUUAGUUUCUCAUACGAUGAAACUGGACCAAGAAGCCAAACAAGAAGGUGGUCAUGACAUGUGCAGGACCAUCAAGUUCCUUGAACCACUCCCCAAGCUCUCAGCAAUGGCCACCGGAAAAGUGGACGCCACUAGCGACGAGCUAUAUCCACCUGUCAACUUCUCCAUGGUCGACUACGGCAUCUACCGGUCCAGCUUCCCGGACUCCGCCAACUUUUCGUUUCUUACCGCCCUAGGCCUCCGCUCUAUCGUAUAUCUGUGUCCUGAAAAAUAUCCGGAGCAUAAUUUGGAGUUCUUGAAGUCUAAUCGGAUUCAGUUGUUUCACUUUGGUAUGGAAGGAACCAAGGAACCUUUUUUCGAUAUUCCCGAGGAUACCAUUCGAGAAGCAUUAAAAGUUGUCAUUGAUGUAAGAAAUCACCCUUUGCUUAUUCAUUGCAAAAGAGGAAAGCAUCGAACGGGUUGUCUAGUGGGAUGCUUAAGAAAGAUGCAGAAGUGGAGCCUACUUUCAAUUUUUGAUGAAUACCAUAAGUUUGCAGCUGCUAAAGCUAGAGUCUCAGAUCAGAGAUUCAUGGAGCUGUUUGAUGCCUCUAGCUUGAAGAGGUAAAGCCCAUUCCCAUUGGCCCGCUUGGGCCGGAAUAAACUUGAGUCCGGGAAUAUGUUUAGCAAUUCAGGAAUGAUGUUUCUCAUUCCUUGAGGAUUGAGUGAGAAUAUUUUUAGUACUGUUAGGAAUUUGAUUCCUUUCUGCACCCGCUAUUCGUGACUAGCUUGUUCUAUGCAUUUGCUAUGAACUAUUUGUCAUUGGAAUCUAUCAAAAGGAAUGAAAGUAACUUGAUAAAAAGAUAUUUUGGUUUUGUAGCA